AUGCACCGUCGCAUCGUAAAGCGUGCUCUGGAUGGCCCUGAAGGCUUUCAAACGACAGCUAACUAUCCUUCCUAUACACGUAUACCCGUAUAUGCCAUUAUACCCGGAGUGACGGUGCCCAUUUCCCAUUUCCCCCUCCUCGUACUCGCCCUCAUUGUAAAUCAAUUUAUUCACGAGUUCGGGCAUGCGCUCACAGCAGCAUUAGAAUCUGUACCUCUCCUAUCCAUGGGAGCGUCCUUGACUCUUGUCUUCCCCUCUGCCUUUGUAGCGCUCCCCUCGGCUGCCACCCAGGCGCUCGCACCGCGAGGUAGAAUGCGCAUCAGCUCGUCCGGCGCAUUCCACAAUUUGCUCCUCUGGCUGGUGCUCAACGUAGCCGCACACGCAGGGGCAGACCGCCUCCUCUGGUCGGGGUUGCAGUACGCCGACACCAGCGCGUGGGGCAGGGUAGUUGUCGGCGUCGAACAGAGUUCGCCGCUGUACGGUUACCUCGCCGUUGGCUCGAUAAUCACACAAAUCGAUGAUCACCCGCUGCUCACGUCGGACGUGACCACUGAUCUCUGGUCGACGUUACUGAGCCAUCACGUCAAGGCAACGCCGGAGGAUGAGCUUGGCUGGUGCGUUGCACGCUCUUCAUUCGUUGAGCAACCGAUAUCCUGCUGCAGACAAGAAGCAGUGUCUGCCGCCCACCGCGAGCCCCUUGCAUGCUUCGUAACGCACGAACCGCUCUGGGACGAGCGCUGCCUUGAUCCGCUGCCGUACCUCAGUGACCCGGCGCCGUCUGCACAUGUCAAACGCUGCACAUCGACCACCGACUGCGGUGAGGGGCACAUAUGCACACGCCUACGUGACGACCAAGAGUUGGUGCGCCUGACGGUGCACACACCCGUCUGGGCAUCUGAUGGCCCCGCCGACAGCGUCGUCGUCUGGAGCGGACCGCGGGCAGAGAUUCUGGCAGAAGUCGACGUCAGCACAUGGGCACCCCGCAUGCACCUGCUCCCCGUUCGUCUUCCCGUUCUCGUGGGAGCCUUCAUCGGCUACGUUCAAAUGCUCAGCUUAUCACUUUAUUUCUUCAACAUGCUUCCUGUAUCGUUUCUCGACGGCGGACCAUUCUUGGAUGCUAGUGCCGACUUCGUCGUCAUGUCGUCGGGAGGCUCAUCGAAUGCGCGUGAAGACGUGGAGCUGGCUGCAUUGGAAGGCGAACCUGGGAGUAUUGUUCAUCGACCCUCGCCCCGUGGUGAGUGGAAAUCUCGCCUUCAACGGACAUUUCACUAUGCGUCGAUCAUCUUGUUCGGAUUGUGCUGCCUGUUGGGUGUUGUCCGGACAUUGGGAUAG
Postia placenta MAD-698-R-SB12 is the source of this 1332-nucleotide messenger RNA. RefSeq lists its product as hypothetical. The record is from RefSeq and is a predicted model, not a curated record. The transcript has 7 exons. Gene Ontology annotation, molecular function: metalloendopeptidase activity. Lineage: Eukaryota; Fungi; Basidiomycota; Agaricomycetes; Polyporales; Adustoporiaceae. Gene Ontology annotation, biological process: regulation of response to endoplasmic reticulum stress; membrane protein intracellular domain proteolysis. Gene Ontology annotation, cellular component: membrane; cytoplasm. Bases 1 to 1332 code for a protein of 443 amino acids.